AUGGUCUCGGACUUCUUCUACCCGAAUGUAGGUGGCGUUGAAGGCCAUGUCUACUUUCUCGGAGGUCGACUGCUGUCGAUGGGCCACAAGGUGAUUGUGAUCACGCAUGCUUACGCGCCCGAUCGUGUGGGAGUACGCUACCUAAGCAACGGUCUCAAAGUAUAUCAUGUGCCGUACCAAGUGAUCGCUCGGCAGGACACGCUUCCGAACUUCUUCUCGCUGUUCCCAACGCUGCGAUCGAUUCUGAUCCGGGAACAGAUCCAGAUCGUACAUGGACACCAAGCACUAUCGUCAAUGGCGCACGAAGGUAUCCUCCAUGCCCGCACCAUGGGACUGCGAACCGUCUUCACAGACCACAGCCUGUUCGGCUUCUCAGAUACAGCUUCAAUCCUGACCAACAAGCUGCUACGAUUUGCGCUGAGCGACAUUGAUGCGGUUGUGUGCGUCUCACAUACAGGCAAGGAGAACACAACACUUCGUGCCAAUCUCGACCCCAAGAAAGUCUCGGUGAUCCCAAAUGCGGUGGUUGCGAAUCAGUUUUUGCCGGAUCCAAGUCGGGUUGAGCAAGGUAGGCUCACGGUAGUGGUGCUAAGCCGGUUGAUGUACCGAAAGGGUAUCGACUUGCUCAUUGCGGCUAUACCGAGACUCUGCGCGGCGCACCGAGACCUUUACUUUCUCAUUGGCGGCGAUGGUCCGAAACGGGUGGAACUAGAGCAGAUGCGAGAGAGAUACCUCUUGCAAGACCGAGUCGAACUCUGCGGCGCUGUGCGUCAAGGCGAAGUUCGCGAUCAUCUGACGCGAGGAUCCAUCUUCCUCAAUACCUCUCUGACGGAAGCUUUUGGUACUUGCAUCAUUGAAGCUGCAUGCGCAGGUCUUUUUGUCGUGUCAACCCGAGUUGGAGGUGUUCCUGAAGUUCUGCCGCCAUCAAUGAUUCGACUCGCAAAGCCGGAGGAAGACGACGUCGUCCGAGCCAUGGACGAUGCUAUCGCCUACGUUCGAGCUGGCAAGCAUGAUCCACUUGCCUAUCACAAUGCCACCAAGAAGAUGUACUCGUGGACCGAUGUAGCGAAUCGGCUCGAACGAGUGUACCAGCAGGCGAUGGAAAAUGACUUUCCUCGCCCGUCCGAGCGUCUAGCGCGAUACUAUGCAGGAGGCUUGAUCGCUGGCAAGAUCUUUGUGAUCAUUGUGGCAGUAGACAUGCUCUUCCUCAAGCUUCUCGAAUGGUGGCUUCCCGAUCGCAACAUUGAUCGUUGCCCUGCUUACCGUCCAGAGCAUCUUGGCAACGCCAAAGAGAAGCAGUCCGACCUAAACUUCGAUUCAUCGGCUCGGGACUUGCCUACAGAGGAAGCAAACGACUUCACAGAACUGCUCUCCUGUUGA
Ustilago hordei is the source of this 1380-nucleotide messenger RNA. RefSeq lists its product as uncharacterized. Gene Ontology annotation, cellular component: glycosylphosphatidylinositol-N-acetylglucosaminyltransferase (GPI-GnT) complex. Lineage: Eukaryota; Fungi; Basidiomycota; Ustilaginomycetes; Ustilaginales; Ustilaginaceae. The transcript has 3 exons. Gene Ontology annotation, molecular function: phosphatidylinositol N-acetylglucosaminyltransferase activity. Gene Ontology annotation, biological process: GPI anchor biosynthetic process. The coding region runs from base 1 to 1380 and encodes 459 amino acids. The record is from RefSeq and is a predicted model, not a curated record.